Diospyros lotus (date-plum) is the source of this 813-nucleotide messenger RNA. RefSeq lists its product as uncharacterized. The transcript is spliced from 2 exons. The coding region runs from base 82 to 690 and encodes 202 amino acids. Gene Ontology annotation, cellular component: plasma membrane. The record is from RefSeq and is a predicted model, not a curated record. NCBI's taxonomy places the organism in Eukaryota, Viridiplantae, Streptophyta, Magnoliopsida, Ericales, Ebenaceae.
CUUCUGCUCUGCGUAUUAUCAUAGCCAUCCUGCCGCCGCCGCCGCCGCCGCCCGGCCGGAGGCCAUUACUCAACUCAACCAAUGUUUUUCCCGCCCUACCAGCGCCCAUGCUCCGCCGCUUUCCAGUUCUUAAUCUUUCUAAUCUUCGCCUUGACGGUGAUAGCCGGCCUCGCAGCCUUCAUUAUCUAUCUUAUUCAGCCUCACCCGCCGGAGUUUCAAAUCGACGCCGUCUCCGUCUCCCCAUUCGCCAUCUCCAAAGCUAAAAUAAACGCAGUGUGGCGCAUCAACUUCCAUCUUAGAAACCCUAAUUACAGAACCACAAUCACGUGCGAAGAGGUGGAGAUUUUUGCGUGCUAUAAAGGCGUGCUUUUGGCUUCAGCAACCAUGGCUUCUCUUCACCUGCCCACUGAUUUCCAUGGUUUAUUGACAGUGAUCAUUCCUGCGCCUCGUCCGUUAAUUGCAAAUGAUGUUGCGAACGUCAUUUUCAUGGACUGGGAGCGAGGCGCUGUGGCCUUCAGCUUUAAGGUGCGUUCAAAGAUUAGCUUCGAUCCUUCGACGUUGAUUGAGAAGAAACGGUGGAUGACAGUCGCCUGUGAUAAUGCGACGAUCGUUUCCAAUCUAACGGGUGGAUGGAUGAUGGAAGGACUGCCAUUCUGCCGGCUUAAUCUAUCAAGGGAUAAAGAAUCUUGAAGAAUACAAGAGAAGAAAGGAUUGAAACUGUUGUCCGAAGGCCAAAUUGAAUUCCAUUUAUCAGCUGACCCUCGCGUUAAUGUUAUUCCUCUUCUACUCCUUAAUUUUUUAUUUAAUUUUCUA